UGCAGUCUCUCCUCCUUCUUUCUUCGAUUUCAAUAUCAGUUUCGCCCUCCACACGAAUCACCUCAUCUGGGCUCUCUGUUCCCUUAACAAGCCUCAGCUUCAGAUCCCCUUUCAGCUUCAAAGCGAGGCCUCACUCUCCGGUAGACAAAAUGGACAGGAGCUCAAACAAGAAGAAGAUCAAAAAGAGGAAAGAAGAACAAGAGAUUGUUGGUUCUGAUGAUGCCUGGUGGUGGCUGUUGCACAAGGGAAUCACAGCUUCCUUCUUGUGCAUUGCAUUGUUUUCGCUUUUGGUUCGAGUUGCAGUCUCACUCCAUCCUUACUCUGGUGCUGCAACUCCUCCCAAGUUCGGCGACUUUGAAGCUCAGCGGCAUUGGAUGGAGAUCACCCUCAAUCUUCCUGUUAAGGAAUGGUAUCGCAACAGCACACUCAAUGACCUCAGCUACUGGGGUCUCGACUACCCCCCUCUAACGGCUUAUCAGAGCUAUGUUCAUGGUCUGUUCCUCAGAUUCUUUAGUCCUGAGUCAGUCGCCCUCUCCACUUCGCGCGGCCAUGAGUCCCAUUUGGGGAAACUUCUUAUGAGGUGGACAGUGUUAUCAUCCGACGCCUUGGUGUUCUUUCCUGCUGUUUUUUACUUUAUUGUUGUUUACUAUGGUGGCCGUAAUCAAAGUGGUCGUAUGGGUGGCAUAGCGUGGCACAUUGCAAUUAUUUUACUCAAUCCGUGCCUGAUCUUAAUCGAUCAUGGCCAUUUCCAGUACAAUUGCAUCAGCUUGGGUCUGACUGUGGGAGCUAUUGCCGCUAUUCUUUCUGACAGAGAUCUUUCAGCAUGCGUCUUAUACAGCCUUGCUCUCAACCACAAACAGAUGAGUGCAUAUUUUGCUCCUGCAUUUUUCAGCCAUCUUCUGGGUAAGUGUAUAAGGCGUCGGUAUCCACUUCUCGAAGUUUUUAAACUGGGGCUUGUGGUCUCAGGAGUGUUUCUUGUUGUAUGGUGGCCAUACGUUCACUCAAUGGAAGCGUUCUUUGGGGUUCUUUCUCGUCUUGCUCCUUUUGAGAGAGGGAUAUAUGAGGACUAUGUCGCUAACUUUUGGUGCACCACUUCCGUUCUUGUAAAAUGGAAAAGAUUGUUUCCAACACCUCAAUUGAAGGUUCUCAGCCUUGGUGCAACUAUUUCUACUUUUCUGCCUUCAAUGAUUCAGCAGAUAUGGGAUCCAAGUAAGAGAGGUUUCUUGUAUGGGUUACUGAACAGUGCUUUAUCAUUUUAUCUGUUUUCAUUCCAAGUGCACGAGAAGUCUAUAUUGUUGCCUCUCCUACCAGCUAGUCUUUUGGCAAGUGAAGAACCUUUCCUACUCACCUGGAUGACACUUAAUGCCUUAUUCUCAAUGUUCCCUCUUCUACAUCGUGACAAGCUGGUUUUACCAUAUCUUGCGCUAUCUACUCUUUUCAUACUUUUGAGCCUGUUGCCGAACAGAAGACGGGAUACAAGGGAGACAAAUACCUUCAGAUCCUUUGCAAGCAUGCUCUUUCUUCUGUGCUCACUCAUACUUCAUGUUGUUUAUUUAACCAUGACUCCACCCCAAAGAUAUCCCUUCCUAUUUGAAGCUUUGAUUAUGCUUCUUUGCUUUUCCCAGUUCACAUUCCUAACUAUGUAUACUAAUGCAAAACAAUGGAUGUUGCUGAAACACUCCAACUAUAAAGAAAAAGAAAAGAAGCUCCUUUGAGCCAUGUAUACGGUGUAACAAGUUUAGGAUUUUUAUACAAAGAUACAACUUUCUUUUUGAAGGUUUGAUUGUACUUCUUUGGUUCUGUCAGUUCAUGAUCCUAGUCAUUACUAAUUCAAAACAAUGGAUGUUGUUUCAACACUGCAACUUUUCAAACAUGUUGGAUCUGAUUAAAGAUUGUAUUGAGAUUUUGAAUUUGACCUGUA
Molecule: messenger RNA, 1921 nt
Organism: Argentina anserina (silverweed cinquefoil)
Lineage: Eukaryota; Viridiplantae; Streptophyta; Magnoliopsida; Rosales; Rosaceae
Product: probable dolichyl pyrophosphate Man9GlcNAc2 alpha-1,3-glucosyltransferase
Exons: 7
Coding region: 150-1715 (521 amino acids)
Biological process (GO): protein N-linked glycosylation
Cellular component (GO): endoplasmic reticulum membrane
Molecular function (GO): dolichyl pyrophosphate Man9GlcNAc2 alpha-1,3-glucosyltransferase activity
Source: RefSeq, a predicted model, not a curated record